Molecule: messenger RNA, 1769 nt
Organism: Camelina sativa (false flax)
Lineage: Eukaryota; Viridiplantae; Streptophyta; Magnoliopsida; Brassicales; Brassicaceae
Product: OPC-6:CoA ligase-like
Cellular component (GO): peroxisome
Molecular function (GO): CoA-ligase activity
Source: RefSeq, a predicted model, not a curated record
CACAGCCUACGUACGCUUUGAGAAAAUGGCAUAUCCUCAAAGAUCUCUCAGUGUUGAUCCAAGAAGUGGUUUCUGCAAAUCAAACUCUACAUUCUAUAGUAAACGCAACCCAUUGAGUCUCCCACCAAAUCCUUCCCUCGACGUCACAACUUUCAUCUCCUCUCAAACGCACGGCGGCACCACCGCCUUCAUCGAUGCCGCCACGGGACACCGUUUAAGCUUCACUGAUCUCUGGAGAGCCGUGGAUCGCGUCGCCGACUGUCUUUAUCAUGAAGUCGGGAUACGAAGAGGUGACGUCGUCCUCAUCCUCUCUCCAAACUCGAUCUAUAUUCCCGUCGUCUGCCUCUCCGUCAUGUCUCUAGGCGCCGUCGUCACCACCGCCAACACUCUCAACACCGCCGGUGAAAUCUCUAAACAGAUCGCCGACUGCAACCCAACUCUGGCGUUCACCACGCGCCAGCUGGCUCUCAAACUCGCAGCCGCCGCUAUCUCCGUUGUACUCACCGAGGACGAAGACGGAGAAGAGGAACCAGCUCGCGGAUUAAGAGUCGUUGGGAUAUUAAGCGAGAUGAUGAAGAAAGAACCGAGUGGUAAACGAGUCAGGGACCGAGUCAACAAGGAAGACACGGCGAUGAUGCUUUACUCGUCGGGAACCACAGGACCGAGCAAAGGAGUGAUCUCGUCUCACGGUAACUUAACCGCUCACGCGGCGAGAUACCUCUCGGAUAAGUCGAAACGAGACGAGAUAAUCCUAUGCACCGUUCCAAUGUCCCACACUUUUGGAUUACUAGGCUACGUCAUGAGUACCGUAGCUUUGGGGAAGACGGUGGUGGUUCUUCGGAGAUUCGAGCUUCACGAUAUGUUAGAUGCAGUGGACAAGUACAAAGCCACGACUCUAGUAAUGGCGCCGCCGGUUUUAGUAGCUAUGCUCAACGGUGCGGAUCUGAUCAAGGACAAGUACGAUCUGAGCUCACUGAGGACGGUGACGUGUGGUGGAGCGCCGUUGAGCAAGGAGGUUACGGUAGGGCUUUUAGAGAAAUAUCCAUCGGUUGAUAUACAUCAGGGGUAUGCGUUGACGGAAUCGAACGGCGGAGGGGCUAACACGGUUUUUGUAGUUGUAGAGGAGAGUACUCGGAGAUACGGCACGGCCGGGACGUUGACAUCUGAUGUGGAAGCGAGGAUCGUUGAUCCUAAUACGGGUAGGGUCAUGGGAGUUAAUCAAACGGGCGAGCUCUGGCUCAAGGGCCCUUCAAUUUCCAAAGGUUAUUUUAGAAACGAAGAAGCUACAAAUGAAACUAUCAACGUAGAAGGAUGGCUAAAAACUGGAGAUCUCUGCUAUAUUGAUGAAGAUGGUUUUCUUUUUGUUGUCGAUCGACUGAAAGAACUGAUCAAAUACAAAGGCUAUCAGGUGCCUCCAGCUGAACUAGAAGCUCUUUUGAUCACUCACCCAGACAUUCUCGAUGCUGCCGUCAUUCCGUUUCCGGACAAAGAAGCGGGACAGUAUCCGAUGGCUUACGUGGUGCGAAUGUCCGAGAGCAAUCUAUCCGAGCAACAAAUUAUUGACUUCAUCUCUAAACAGGUGGCACCGUAUAAAAAAAUAAGAAAGGUUGCAUUUAUAAAUUCCAUACCAAAAACCGUGUCCGGCAAAACACUUCGCAAAGACCUAAUUAAACUGGCAACUUCGAAACUUUGAAAGUAUCUAUUUGCUACAUUCUUAAUAAUAUAUACUAGGUACUAACCCGCAAAAAAUCGCGGGCUGAACUUUUUUU